AGUAGUAGUAGUAGUAGUAGUAGUAGUAGUAGUAGUAGUAGUAGUAGUAGUAGUAGUAGUAGUAGUAGUAGUAGUAGUAGUAGUAGUAGUAGUAGUAGUAGUAGUAGUAGUAGUAGUAGUAGUAGUAGUAGUAGUAGUAGUAGUAGUAGUAGUAGUAGUAGUAGUAGUAGUAGUAGUAGUAGUAGUAGUAGUAGUAGUAGUAGUAGUAGUAGUAGUAGUAGUAGUAGUAGUAGUAGUAGUAGUAGUAGUAGUAGUAGUAGUAGUAGUAGUAGUAGUAGUAGUAGUAGUAGUAGUAGUAGUAGUAGUAGUAGUAGUAGUAGUAGUAGUAGUAGUAGUAGUAGUAGUAGUAGUAGUAGUAGUAGUAGUAGUAGUAGUAGUAGUAGUAGUAGUAGUAGUAGUAGUAGUAGUAGUAGUAGUAGUAGUAGUAGUAGUAGUAGUAGUAGUAGUAGUAGUAGUAGUAGUAGUAGUAGUAGUAGUAGUAGUAGUAGUAGUAGUAGUAGUAGUAGUAGUAGUAGUAGUAGUAGUAGUAGUAGUAGUAGUAGUAGUAGUAGUAGUAGUAGUACUUGGUCCGCCCAUAGUAGUAGUAGUAGUAGUAGUAGUAGUAGUAGUAGUAGUAGUAGUAGUAGUAGUAGUAGUAGUAGUAGUAGUAGUAGUAGUAGUAGUAGUAGUAGUAGUAGUAGUAGUAGUAGUAGUAGUAGUAGUAGUAGUAGUAGUAGUAGUAGUAGUAGUAGUAGUAGUAGUAGUAGUAGUAGUAGUAGUAGUAGUAGUAGUAGUAGUAGUAGUAGUAGUAGUAGUAGUAGUAGUAGUAGUAGUAGUAGUAGUAGUAGUAGUAGUAGUAGUAGUAGUAGUAGUAGUAGUAGUAGUAGUAGUAGUAGUAGUAGUAGUAGUAGUAGUAGUAGUAGUAGUAGUAGUAGUAGUAGUAGUAGUAGUAGUAGUAGUAGUAGUAGUAGUAGUAGUAGUAGUAGUAGUGAACAGCCUGCAGCAUCAUCUAGGUCUCAAAGCCUAGAUGGGUCUCAAAGCCUUCAUGUUGCAUCGCCUCCUGCCGAAUCGUCGGCGGCUUCUCUCGACACGCAAUCAUACGAUGUUGGAGAGGAUGCAGGUGAGGAGGAUGGUGAUAAUUGGCCGCCGCCACGACCUCCUGUGACAGCGCCAUCUCACAGAGCUCGCAGCCUCAUCAGCAAUGCAGUCACGGAGUGUCGCAGGCGCCUGCAGAGUACCCGCAAGAACAGAGUUCGUCAAGGACAACAGACUCUCAACGACAUCAAGGACAGUUUGUCUGUAAGCCAACGGUUUCUGGUAAACAUUUGCAGUGGUGCCAGCAAAGGAGUCUCAUCCUGGCUCACGUCAUCACCAGGAGUUGUCAAUGGGACGGUAUUGAAUCGCUCGGAUUUCAGAGAUGCUAUCGCCAUUCGUUACGGCUUGCAGCUGGAUGGCCUAUCCCCGAAUUGUGUGUGCGGCAAGGCAAUGACAGUGUACCAUGCGAUGACCUGCCCUUGCGGAGGGUAUCCAUCCGCCAGACACAAUGAGGUCCGGGAUCUCCGUGCAGAUGUAAUGCGUGGAGUUGUUCAAGACGUGGAGGUCGAGCCGAAGCUCCUUCCAUAUCAGGAGGAGCAGCUCCAGGGGGUGACGGCGAAUCGCUCCGUUGAGGCUCGUGUUGAUAUACGGGCUCGUGGUUUUUGGACGCGGCAGCAGGAGGCCUUCUUCGAUAUCCGGGUGACGCACCCUAGGGCUAGCCCGCUGUCGUGUUCCAAAGUCACGAGUCAAUUGGAGCGUAACGAAGGAGAGAAGAGGCGGCAGUAUGGCGAGAGGAUCAAUACAGUUGAUAGAGGGAGUUUCACUCCGCUGGUGUUCGCGACAAAUGGCAUGGCUGGGAAGGAAUGCACCAUAUUUUUGAAAUAUCUGAGCAUCCUAUCGUACUAA
Molecule: messenger RNA, 1920 nt
Organism: Sycon ciliatum
Lineage: Eukaryota; Metazoa; Porifera; Calcarea; Leucosolenida; Sycettidae
Exons: 4
Source: RefSeq, a predicted model, not a curated record